AUGGUGGUUUCGUUGGAUGACUACAACUUGAUCCUUGGCAAUGACUUUUUCAUCGCUGGCAAAGUGGCGAUAUUGCCACACUUAUUUGGACUGAUGAUCCAUGAUGAGAAGAAACCUUAUUUUGUUACAAGGUGCAACAUACCUUCGAAUGCUGGUGUUCGCGAACCAAAGAUGGAGAUGGUCUCCGCCAUGCAGUUGGCCCGUGGAUGGAAGUGGGGCCAAAUGACUUACGUUGCUGCUCUCAUUGAUGUGGGCCCUGAUGAGACAGCAGAGGUGCCAAAGGAGGUGGCUGAAAUUCUGCAGGAAUUUGAUGAUGUGAUGCCUUCGGAGUUGCCUAAAGGGCUGCCGCCUCGAUGUGCUAUGGACCACAAGAUUGAUCUUCAUAAAUCUGAGAGGCAUAAUCAAGUUGCUGAUGCCUUGAGUCGGAAAGGCAUCGUGGAAGUGGCUGCUGCCAUUUUCUCUGUUGAAGCAGACUUCACCGACAAGAUUCGGAUGGCGGCUCAGUUGGAUAAAGGCUAUCAAAAGUUACUUCAACAAGUUCGAGAUGCUGUGAUCCGGAGAUAUUGGGUUGAAGAGGGUCUAUUGAUGGGUAAAGGCAAUAGACUAUAUAUCCCUGAUGGCAAGGGACUAAGGAGACAACUCAUGAAGGAGUCCCAUGAUUCCCAGUGGGCGGGAUACCCGGAAAGGGAGCGCAUGAUGGCUCUCUUGUCCCGUACAUUCGUAUGGGCGAAGAUGGAGGAGGACAUUGAGACUUAUGUUCGGUCUUGCUUGGUGUGCCAACAAGACAAGGUGGAGAGGCACAAAGAGGCGGGUCUCCUACAACCAUUACCUAUUGCGAAGAAGCCAUAG
Elaeis guineensis (African oil palm) is the source of this 849-nucleotide messenger RNA. The record is from RefSeq and is a predicted model, not a curated record. Lineage: Eukaryota; Viridiplantae; Streptophyta; Magnoliopsida; Arecales; Arecaceae.